Messenger RNA from Tilletiopsis washingtonensis, 1800 nucleotides. RefSeq lists its product as hypothetical. The record is from RefSeq and is a predicted model, not a curated record. Gene Ontology annotation, biological process: GPI anchor biosynthetic process. Gene Ontology annotation, molecular function: alpha-1,2-mannosyltransferase activity. NCBI's taxonomy places the organism in Eukaryota, Fungi, Basidiomycota, Exobasidiomycetes, Entylomatales. Bases 1 to 1800 code for a protein of 599 amino acids. The transcript is spliced from 8 exons. Gene Ontology annotation, cellular component: endoplasmic reticulum membrane.
AUGGCCGGCGGCACACUCUCGUGGCGCGGCGUCUACCAUGCGCUGCUGGUGUUGCGUCUGCUCUUGGCGCUUGGGUCCACGGGCUACGUGCAUCCCGACGAGUGGUUCCAGAGCGGCGAGGCCGUGGCAGGCCCAUGGCUGAACGUCGAUGCGCUGCGCACGUGGGAGUUCGACCCCGCGAGCCCGGCUCGGUCGCUGGCGAGUAUCUAUCUCUUCGCGGCCCCACUGCGGCUAUUUGCGAUGGCGUGUCGAGCAAUCAGUUAUUCGCCGUCAGCUCGCUGGCUGUUCGCCGUGCAGCGCUUGACCUCCUUCACCCUCACGCUGAUCCUCGACUAUUCCGUCGCGAAGCUCGUGCCGACAAGCGCCCGUCAGCGCAGUCAGACGUACAAGACGCUCUGCCUCUUCGCAACGUCGAGCGCCGUCCUGGGACUCGCGAACCGGCCCUUCUCGAACACAGUCGAGGCCGCAGCGCUCGGGCUCAUCCUUGUCGUGACUCAGAGCCUCGUGCAAGCAGCCAAAACUUGGCGACAGGUGUCAUCGUCAGUCGAGGCGCGGCCUAAAUGGACAAGGCACGCUACAGUCUUCGGCUUGCUGUCUGCGCUCGGCAUCUUCUCGCGCUUUACCUUUCCGAUCUUCCUGCUGGCGCCUAGCGCAGUGUUGGUGCAGAAAGCCUGGCAGCUUGCGGCUCGACAACGGGCCGGGCGCGCUCGACUGAUGACGUUCCUCGGGCUGGGCUUCGACGUCCUGAGCCCCUUCGUGCUGCUCUCUCUUCUUCACAUGGCCCUCGACUCGUACCUCUACCACGGCAUCGCCUUCACCGGCGUCCCCGUGCUCGCGCCGCUCAAUGCGCUGCUGUACAAUCUGCGCACGUCCAACCUGGCCCAGCACGGCGAGCAUCCGCGCUAUCUGCACCUCCUCGCCAAUGCGCCGAUGGUGCUGGGUCUCGCCCCGUGGCUAUUCGCAGGCGUGCGCAGCUUUCAGUGGAUCAAGAACAGGCCGCGGGAGCGAAGAAGGCGCUCAAAGGGCAAGGCGCGCCAGAAGAGCGAUGAGGAAGAAGUGCAGCACACGAUGAGGCGCGUGCAUGUCUCUUGCAUCGCAGUGGCACUCUCGUUGCUGUCGCUGCAGCCACAUCAGGAGCCGCGCUUCCUGCUGCCGCUGCUGCUGCCCGCAUCGCUGCUCUUCGCCUCUGCGCUCUCUGCUCCAAGAGUUGGCAGGCGCACACGUCGCAUCCUCGUUGGGAUGCACGUCGCGCAGCAUCUGUCGUUGCUGUGCUUCUACUCGCUGCACCACUGCGCGCUCCUGCCGACGCUCUUCCACCUCAAUGCUCUGCUUCGCACAUCGACACCACCACCAGCGCUGGAGCUGUCGCCGCACUCCUUUCCCCUGCGCACCGAGCUGCACGUCUGGCGCACCUUCAUGCCGCCUCGGCAUCUCGUGCUGCCGCCGCGCAACGCCGACGUAUGGGCACGAGCGAGCGUGCAGGACCAUGGCUCACUCGACGUAGAGCAGCUCGCGGGGCUGCUGCUCGCGCCGCGCAGCAUCGAGGUGCCGUCGAUGCCCAGGACACUCGAGCCGCCGUCCAGCGAGCUCUUGCGUCUGCUCAUCGCGCCAGCAUGGGCGCUGCCGCCGCUCGAGGCAGAGCUGCAGCGACGCGAGUCCCGCACAGACGUUCUGUACGUCUCGCAGCCGCAGCUCGACAUGGACCAUCUGCCCGAGGUGGCCGCGCUGUGGCCGUCUCUCGGCCUCCAGGCCGCAGCGCUCAGAGUGUUGCGGAUAGAAUCGUCGAAUGUCGGGAGCUAG